Molecule: messenger RNA, 1704 nt
Organism: Prorocentrum cordatum
Lineage: Eukaryota; Dinophyceae; Prorocentrales; Prorocentraceae
Source: the annotation of a GenBank genome assembly
AGCCGUUUUGGCUCAAACCUUUGAGGUCCCCAUCUACCCUUGCACACUCUUCUUCGUUGCCGCGCCAGUGGCUUUACAUCGCGUCGCCACGCGGCCUGCCUGGGCGAAGAACACUCGACGACGAUGGCUUCCCUGCUGUCCUUCCCUGCAGACAUGCCGAGGGUCACCGUGAAGAACACGUUCAUCGAGGACCUGGACGACCGUGAGCAUCCGAGGCCCGCCGCGCGGAGCUCGUCGAUGCCGCCCUCGAUGGACCGAGCCCUCGGCGUGCGCCGCGCCGCCGAGGCCGACUCGGACAGCGAAGGCCCCGACAGCGAGCACGGGGCGACCGAGCUCCGAGGGAGCUGGGCGCGCGGCGCAGAGCAGUCCCUCCUGUCUCUGAGCACAUACCUCGUCGAGAAGAAGCCCUCCCCAGGCCAGCCACCCCCUGGGGGCGGCGCGGAGGAGCAGUGGGACGGCUUCCCAGGCACCGACGACGAGUGGGAGGGAGCGACGCUGCUCCGCGGGGGCCCCGCCCGCGACCCGCCGCACGACCUCGUGCCCAGGCGCUGCAGCGCUCCGUGCGUCGCCCCCGCCGUCCUGGCCCCCUGCCCUGGCGGCCCGGACGCUCUGCCGCCCCGCGGCCGCGAGUGCGCCCCGCCAGGCACGCUGCCCGGCGCCCCAGCGCAGGCGCGGCGCCGGUGCAGGUGGUGCCGCGGCCGCCUGGGCGACAGGUGCCCGUGCGCGGCCCGCCAGGCCGAGGCCGGCCUGGCCCCUGCGGGCGUGGCGCCCAGCGGCGCCUGCGCGCCGCCGGCGCCCCCGGCCGCCGCGCCGCCGCGCGCGCCCGCGCGCCCGCGCCGGCGGGCCGUCGCGGUGAGGGACGUGCCCGCGGACGCGCAGGGCGCGCCCGGGGCCCUCGCGCAGGCGACGUUCCGGGUCCGCUGCCCCGGAGGGGGCGCGGGCAUCGUGGUGGAGCGGCUGGUGCCGAGGACCCGGCUGAGCAGCUGGGCGCAGGAGUGGGCGGCGCACGGCGCCGCGGCGGCCCCCGCCGUCGCCGCCGCACCCGCGGGCCGCACGAGGCUCAGCAGCAGCGCUCUCGCCUGGCGGCCCGCCUCGGCGGAGCUGGCAGGGGCGCCGGCGCCGCGGGCAGCCACGGGCGCGGUGACACCAAGGUUCGGCCUCGCGCUGCUGCAGCAGGUGAGGGCGGGUCUGCAGAAGAACGUCUUCGUCGCUGGGGUCACCAUCUCGGCCCACGCGGCGGGCGGCUGGUGCGUGCGCCUCGGAGUGCGCGGGCGGCACCUGUUCAUGAGGGACCACGUGCUGGCUUGCGCCCAGGAGGCCCUCCUGGACGCCCUGGACGCCCUCGAGGCGCUGCGUGCGCGCCUGCCGGGCGGCCGCGGCGGCGGGCGCGGCGUCCCGGCGACGCUCUUCGACCUGGUGGUGGAGCACGCGCCCUCCGAGGAGGAGGAGGAGAGGAAGGUGGAGGAGGACGCUGGGGCCCCGCGCCUCACUGUGCCCCGCUCUGUGGGGGGUAGCUGGCGUAUUGCCCGUCGCCUCGCUCGAUGCAUUGCUCCGUAUGGAUCUGCCACGUGGCAUUGUUGCUCGUUCGACGCGCGAUCUUUUUCCGAUUGGAUAUGCAAUUCUCCUAAGGCGACCGCACGGUGCGCAAAAGCGGCCACCUUUGCUGUUCACUUGCCUGCCUUCUUUCCGCCGUUUUUUUUUUGC